GUACGAGCUGGGGGGAGGUGGGCAAGAGCACUGAGGCCACAGCUCAGUCAGACGCAGCUCGGCAGCAUCAUGAAGGCGGCUGUGAGCUUGGUCCUGCUGUCGUUCCUGCUUCUCUACCCCGGGGAGGCUGCUGGCCGGCUCCAGUCGUGGAUCAUUGGGGGCAAGGAAGCCAAGCCGCACUCCAGGCCCUACAUGGUGUCUCUCCAAAAAAAUGGCAUGCACAUGUGUGGGGGGGCCCUGGUGCACACGCGCUGGGUGCUGACCGCUGCUCACUGCCAGCUGCCACGGAACAGGGGGCCCUUGAAGGCCGUGGUGGGGCUGCACAGCCUGGACGAGGCCUCUCCCUACCAGCAGAGCUUCAGCAUCACCAGGUCCGUCCCGCACCCCGGCUACAAGCAGAAGACGAUGGAGAACGACCUCAUGCUGCUGAAGCUGGACAGGAAGGUGAAGACGAACCGGCAGACGAAGCUCCUCGCGCUGCCCAAGAAGGCGCAGGGCGCUGGGGCAUGGUGCAGCGUGGCUGGCUGGGGGGUGACCAAGCAGCAUGGCAAGCUCUCCCCCGUGCUGAAGGAGCUGGACGUCCGCGUGCUGGACGGGCGCAUGUGCAACAGCAGCCGGUUCUGGCACGGCGAGCUGACCCCCACCAUGACCUGCUACCAGGCUGUUGUUAAACACUCGGCCCCUUGCAAGGGGGACUCUGGGGGCCCCACGGUGUGUGGGAAGAAGGCGGAGGCAGCCGGCGUGAUAUCCUUCUCGGGUGACAGCUGCACCAACGUGUUCAGGCCGCCUGUCGCCACAGCGGUCUUCCCCUACAAGGCCUGGAUCAAGAAGGUCCUGAAGAGCUAGUAACCCUGCCGGAGGCUUCGUCUGCUGCAGCCCCGGCAGGGAGCAGAGCUCAGGCCUGUGGCU
Molecule: messenger RNA, 909 nt
Organism: Alligator sinensis (Chinese alligator)
Lineage: Eukaryota; Metazoa; Chordata; Crocodylia; Alligatoridae
Product: granzyme M-like
Exons: 5
Coding region: 70-846 (258 amino acids)
Biological process (GO): proteolysis
Molecular function (GO): serine-type endopeptidase activity
Source: RefSeq, a predicted model, not a curated record